AUGGAUUUUGCAACUCGAGGAGAGAACACUCUAGACUUAGUUUAUACAAAUAUAAAAGACGAAUUCAGAGCAGCCCCAUGCCCCCACCUCGGCUCUUCAGAUCACCUCUCUGUAAUGCUAAUUCCUGCAUACAGGCCCCUGCUGAUCAGAGCUAAACCUACAGUGAGGCAGAUUCUGGGCUGGGACCAUCAAUGCCUGGCCCCAGAGUUACACAUGCAAGAGACCAUUCUGGGCUGUAUGGCCGAAUGGCACAAGAGAAGUGGCAUCACACAGGCCACUGGAGGACGCUUUAACCUCGCUAAGUCCACUCUGCUGUGCUGCGGGACAGCGGCCUCUCCGUCGCAGCUCCCCACAGUUCAGACUAUUGAUGGACCAUUUAGAUUCCUGGGAGUCUAUCUGGGGGAGGACGAAAAUCAUCCGGAGGAGAGGUCGUGGGGCACAGUCACAGAAAAAGUGAAAACAACUUUCAACCUUUGGAGGAUGAGAGGCCUGGGGCAUAGAGGAAGAGCGGUUGUAGCCAACUCCCUAGCACUGACACUGGUGUACCACACCCUGCACAUCCAUGUCUUGCCCCGGAGCGGAGGUGUGGGCCUGUCCCCCAUGGCGCUGUUAAAGGCCACGAAGGAGGUGUGUGGGACCGUCCUGGCGUGCCGCAUGAUUACAAAGGACAAGUUUGAGAUGACGGUGUUGUCCCAGGCUGCCAAGGACAGGCUGCUGGGAGGGGACGGUCAUGGCCCUGUGGCUGAAACCGCCCCCUCCCUCACCGCCUCAAGCCUGCUCGACAGUGCAGAAAUCCCAAGUGCACAGGUGCCUGUGAGGGAGGGGGCCGAGGAGAUUGUUCCUUGUGUCCCAACCACACAGGGGACAGGGACUGGGCAGAGUCUCACCUCCAAGGUUAUGGUGGCGGGGGCUGAACCGGGGAGGGGGAUGAGUGUGGUAAUUGCUCCACACUCUGCCCCUGAAGCGGAGGGGAUGGCUCCGCCUCAGGGCCAGAUCCCUAAGCAAGGUAGCGCCAGCGAAGCCAACAGGGGCAGAGAACCGGUGCGUGGUGCUGCAAAUCGGGAAAAGCCCAGAUCUCAGUCCCUGAGGGACAGAUCGGCUCAGGAUAAGCGGGCGGCAGAGCCCGUGCCUACGGAGCAGGCGGGCGCCUUUGCUGAACGGUCACAGGCCUCGCUCAUUCCGGGCCCACGGCGACCGGUCUCUGCAGGCUCCUGUAAGCCUGCCACCAUAAGAGCAGAUGGCACAGAGCACUUAAUGGACUUUAGCACUGAUCAGGACAUGGGGCAUAUGGGUGAAGGCGUCUCCCUCAACGCAUGUGGUUUGAGGAGCGGGGUCCGGAUGCACAGUGGGAUCCUCAACACCACCUGGGACGUGCUGUGCAUCCAGGAGACGGGGUGGGAGGCUGAGCAAGUGCGCAGAGUGGAGGCGAUGCGGGUCAUGAACUGCACUGCGCCCUGGGCUCAAGCCGGGCGCUCUGGGUACUUCGUUCCUCGUCAACGCUGA
Molecule: messenger RNA, 1503 nt
Organism: Menidia menidia (Atlantic silverside)
Lineage: Eukaryota; Metazoa; Chordata; Actinopteri; Atheriniformes; Atherinopsidae
Source: the annotation of a GenBank genome assembly